AUGUCAGUGAAUAAAAAUCGAGACGAUUCAAAAGGUGAUUCUGACGGAGAUAAUGAUUCAUCUAAAUGUGUUGGUCAACGAAUUGACGUUAAUACAAAUCAUUUUCCAAUCAAGUUUUCUAAACGAUCAAACGGAACAGUUUUCUAUCAAUUUGAUGUUAAAGUUGAAAUUUUAAUGCUUGAUGGUUCAUGGCAUUCAUGUAACAGAGAUGAACGUUUGCAAGUUCUUAAAGCAAUCAUUCAACAAGAACAUUUUCCAUUUGUUUGGUAUGAUGAUGAAAAAUAUUUAUAUGCAAAAGAAGAUUUAACCUGA
Messenger RNA from Rotaria sp. Silwood1, 312 nucleotides. Lineage: Eukaryota; Metazoa; Rotifera; Eurotatoria; Philodinida; Philodinidae. The record is from the annotation of a GenBank genome assembly.